GAGAGCCAGAGACGUUCAUUUACCAUAUUCCAUCCCAACAUUUCGCAGUCCCGUAUCACCAUACAUGACCCAGCAUAAACUGCCUGCCAUCCACUGAACGACCUACCAUCGACGAUGCCAGUCCAAGACUCGAACCCCCAACCGGCCACCCUCUCCAAAGUUGCCCACCUCGAACACCCCUUCCAAAAGGGCAAGACGUGGGCUUACCAGGACGAUCUACCUAAACUCCCGGUACCCAAGUUGGAGGACACAUGUCGCAGGUAUCUGAGGGCCUUGGAGGGGUUGCAGGACCACGAUGAACACGAAAAGACGAAAAAGAUCGUAGAAGCUUUCUUGCAACAGGAAGGACCGAAAUGGCAGGAGAAAUUGAUAGCAUAUGACAAGACGGUGGAUAGCUAUAUCGAGGAGUUCUGGUAUGAGAGUUAUUUGCAGUUUCAGGAGAGCGUCGUCUUGAGCUUGAAUCCGUUCUUUGUCCUCUCGACGGACGUGACCCCGGCUCGCAAUAACCAACUCACGCGAGCAUCCACCCUCAUCUACUCGUCCCUCUGUUUCAUCCACGACCUCCACCAAGGCGUCCUCGAACCGGACACGAUCCGUGGCAAGGGACUGGACAUGUCACAAUACACGAGGUUGUUCGCUACCAGCCGAGUGCCGACAGAGAGGGGUUGCAGAAUUGAAAGACACGCGGGGAGUCAACAUAUCGUCGUACUUCGACGUGGACAAUUCUACUGGUUCGAUUGCCUUGAUGCCGACUCCCGUCCUUGUCUGAGCGAUAAAGAGAUCCUCAAAAAUCUCGAAUCCAUCGUCCUUGACGCCGACAAGACCUCUGUUCACGAGGUCGCUCAAAAUGCCGUCGGUUUGUUGACCACCGAGAACAGGAAGAUAUGGAACGACCUCCGUAACAAGAUCAGGAGUUCGAACGCCAACAACAAGGAAUGCCUGAGCGUGGUAGAUUCGGCGCUGUUUGUCGUCUGUUUGGACGAUGCCGAGCCGCAGGAUUUGGGCAGGCUUUGCGAGAACUUCUUGUGUGGGACUUAUGAGAUGAGUAAUGGGGUACAGAUCGGGACGUGUACGAAUCGAUGGUAUGACAAGCUGCAGAUCAUCGUCUGUGCCAACGGGGAGGCUGGGAUCAACUUUGAACAUACGGGCGUCGAUGGGCAUACCGUUUUGAGGUACUGCGCAGAUAUAUACACCGAGCUGGUUCUUUUGUACGCUAAGUCCAUCAACCCUUCCACGCCGUCCCUAUUCAAGGCCAAGCUCUCGCCUCAGAGCAAGUUUUACAAGCCGAAACCCGACGAAAAGGUCGAGACGGACGAGGACCUCGAACUCGUCCCCAAGAAGCUCACCUGGAAGCUCUCCCCCGAGCUCAAGGCGGGAGUUCGGUUCGCCGAGACGAGGAUCUCUGACUUGAUCUGUCAGAACGAUAGUCAGGCGCUCGAAUUCAAGGGCUACGGCAAGACGUUUAUCACCCGACAUAGGUUCUCGCCCGAUGCCUUUGUGCAGAUGGCCUUCCAGGCGGCCUACUAUGGACUAUACGGUCGAGUGGAGAGUACGUACGAACCCGCCAUGAUGAAGGGUUUCCUUCACGGACGAACAGAGUCCAUCAGGACUGUUCAGCCCGAGAGCGUACAUUUCGUAAAGACGUUCUGUUCCGAAGGACCGACCCAUGAUGCCAAGAUCAAGGCGCUCCGACAGGCCUGUAAGCGUCAUACUGAGCUCACUCGCGAGUGCAGCCAGGGUCAAAGUCAGGAUAGGCACCUAUACGCCCUGUCAUGCUUAAUCCAAAGGGAGAUAGAAGAGAGCAAGGAAAAGGGAGACGUCAAGAUGCCCGAGCUGUUCACCGAUCCGGGGUACAGCUUGUUGUCCACGUCGGUAAUCUCGACCUCAAACUGUGGUAACCCUGCACUCAGACUCUUCGGUUUCGGUCCUGUGACUCCGGAAGGUCACGGUAUCGGCUACAUUAUCAAGGACGAAGGCAUCUCAGUUUGCGCUUCUUCGAAACACCUCCAGACCCGCCGAUUCUUGGAUACCCUCCAAUCUUACCUGUACGAGAUCCAGCGGGUCUUGAUACAAAAUUGGAAGGAUAACAACCAGGCUUCGAGCUCGACAUACGUCGAUCACACCGGAACUUUGCGGGAUACUAAGACGGACAAGGCGAUCGAGGAACGGACGCACGAGGGUCAAGACAGUGCGGAAGAUUCAAUGCUCAGCGGAUUCGGCUUUUACGAUGCAGGGAUUGAUGCCGUCAAUACCCAUCGAAGCCGAAAGCACCAUGCAGUUGGACGUACACUCCCCUCAUCAGACUACUAGUUGGAACCCAAUGCCAUUGUCCAUUCGGGAUCAGGAUUGUUAUCGCGAUCGUACUGUAUAUAUAGGCA
Molecule: messenger RNA, 2378 nt
Organism: Filobasidium floriforme
Lineage: Eukaryota; Fungi; Basidiomycota; Tremellomycetes; Filobasidiales; Filobasidiaceae
Product: acyltransferase ChoActase/COT/CPT
Exons: 14
Coding region: 115-2310 (731 amino acids)
Biological process (GO): carnitine metabolic process
Cellular component (GO): mitochondrion
Molecular function (GO): carnitine O-acetyltransferase activity
Source: RefSeq, a predicted model, not a curated record